GUGAUGUUGUUAUUGAUUGCUAUCGUACUUAAUCCAAUGCAAAAGAUUGAGUAUGUCAAUUAUUUCUUGGAUUACUUCUUUGGAGAAGAAAAAGGAGGCGAAUUGAAGUCAAAGUUGUCUAAGUGCAUAAAGUUACUUUAUCAGCAAUACCAAAGUUCUGGGGAAGCAAGUGAAGCUGAUACGCAAGAAGUUCAAGCUAACAACAUUAAUACCGAUCUUCAUGGCAUGGGCUUUUUUCUGCAAGCAACCGGUCGCAGAACAAAUACAAGAUCUGAACUUGAUAGAUAUUUACAAGAAGAAUGCGAGCCAUACUCCCAUAAGUUCGAUAUACUAAACUGGUGGAAGGUCAACUCAACCCGAUUUCCAAUUCUUGGAAAUAUGGCUCGUGAGGUAUUGGCUAUACCUGUUUCUACGGUAGCUUCGGAGUCUGCAUUUAGUACUGGAGGAAGAGUCCUCGAUCCAUACCGCAGUUCCUUAACACCUAGAAUGGUAGAAGCCUUAGUCUGCAUAGGAGAUUGGCUUAAGGAAGAUCUUUUCUCUGCUUUAGAUGAUGAUGGUGAAGUUCUUCAACAAGUUGAUCAAGAUAUAUUUUCCUCUAAUGAUGGUGCUUGUUCUAUGGCGGCAUCAAUUGAUAAUCUUGAUGAUGAUUAGAUAUAUUUUCCUCAAAGGUUGUGGUUGUUUGAUGAUUUUGUUGGCAACUUGGCAUCUUUUGAUAUUUUGUUAGAGAGAUAUUUUGGUAGUAUUCUUUUGAUGUCUUGAGAAUGAUUAAAUGUUAUAUAGAUUAGCUAUUGUCAUUAGAUUUAUAAAGAACUAAA
Arachis ipaensis is the source of this 815-nucleotide messenger RNA. RefSeq names its product zinc finger BED domain-containing protein RICESLEEPER 2-like. Gene Ontology annotation, molecular function: DNA binding; protein dimerization activity. The record is from RefSeq and is a predicted model, not a curated record. NCBI's taxonomy places the organism in Eukaryota, Viridiplantae, Streptophyta, Magnoliopsida, Fabales, Fabaceae.